Rhinichthys klamathensis goyatoka is the source of this 387-nucleotide messenger RNA. It is a transcript of the gene pvalb5, whose product is annotated as parvalbumin 5. Bases 11 to 337 code for a protein of 108 amino acids. The record is from RefSeq and is a predicted model, not a curated record. The transcript has 4 exons. Gene Ontology annotation, cellular component: cytoplasm; nucleus. Lineage: Eukaryota; Metazoa; Chordata; Actinopteri; Cypriniformes; Leuciscidae. Gene Ontology annotation, molecular function: calcium ion binding.
GGGAAGAAUCAUGGCACUUGCAGGACUCCUGAAACAAGACAACAUUACUGCAGCUAUCCAGGCUUGUCAAGCCCCAGGAACGUUCCACUACAAGACGUUCUUUGAACAAGUGGGCCUGAUGGGUAAAGCCUCCUCCGAUGGGGAGAAGGUGUUCAAGGCCCUGGACCAGGACAAGAGUGGAUUCAUCGAAAAAGAGGAGCUGAAACGCUUCCUCCAGAACUUCUCCUCGGGGGCCAGAGAGCUCACGGAGGCGGAGACCAACACCCUCCUAUCGGCUGGGGACAGCGAUGGAGACGGCAAAAUCGGGAUGGAAGAGUUCUGCGGCCUGCUGAAUUGAAAACGGGGGGAUUGUCUGGACCGACUUGAACUUCAUUUCCAGAUUCUCUC